UAAAGGAAGAGCCCGAAGCAGAAGAAGUGAAAAAGGAGGCUACUGAAAAAACAGAGGAAGCAGCAGAAGAGCAGAAGGCGACUAAAGAGAAAGAAAAAGUAACUGAGCAGGCAAAGAAAGAGAAGCCUUCAAAGGAAAAGAAGACAGAAAAGAAGACGGAGGAGGCUAAAGGCCCCAAACGUCCAAAAACCAUGCAAUGUAAAGUCACCUUACUGGAUGACACUCUGUUUGAGUGUGAGCUUGACAAACAUGCUAAAGGCCAGGAGCUUCUAAUGAAAGUGUGUGACCAUGUCAACCUGCUGGAGAAGGAUUACUUCGGUCUGGCCAUCUGGGAAACUCCAACCAGCAAGACAUGGUUGGAACCUGUCAAAGAGAUCCGAAAACAGGUUUCAGGUGGCGUCUAUGAGUUUACAUUUAAUGUAAAGUUUUACCCUCCUGAUCCGGCACAGCUUACAGAAGACCUCACCAGAUAUUUCCUGUGUCUUCAGCUCAGGAAGGACAUCAUGCUUGGGGUUCUUCCUUGUUCUUUUGUCACGCUGUCCCUGCUGGGCUCCUACACGGCCCAGUCAGAGCUAGGAGAAUAUGACCCGGAGCUCCAUGGGACUGAUUAUGUUAAAGAUCUAAACCUGGCACCGGGGCAGACCAAGGAGCUGGAGGAAAAAGUGAUGGAGCUGCACCGAACAUACAGGUCAAUGAGUCCAGCCCAAGCAGAUUUGCUGUUUCUGGAAAAUGCCAAGAAACUUGCGAUGUAUGGAGUUGAUCUGCACCAAGCCAAGGAUCUGGAUGGUGUUGACAUCACACUAGGUGUUUGCUCCAGUGGUUUGAUGGUUUACAAGGACAAGCUGAGGAUCAACCGUUUCCCGUGGCCCAAAGUGCUCAAAAUCUCUUACAAACGAAGCAGCUUCUUCAUUAAAAUCAGAGCAUCAGAGCAAGAGCAGUAUGAGAGCACCAUUGGCUUCAAGCUUCCCAACUACAAAGCCUCAAAGAAGCUUUGGAAAGUUUGCGUUGAGCAUCAUACUUUCUUCAGGGUUCCUUCCGUGGAGCCUCCAUCCUCCCGCCGUUUUCUUGUCCUGGGUUCCAAGUUCAGGUAUAGCGGCCGUACUCAAGCCCAAACCCGACAGGCCAGCUCCAUGAUCGACAGGCCAGCCCCUCGCUUCACACGCUCUGCCAGCAAGAGGUUGUCACGCAACUUAGACGGUGCUGGAGAUCAGACUCUCCAGUUUCUGCAGCUACUCUCUGCAUCAUGCAGGUCUGAGGUUGAUGAUUGGUCUUUGUUGAUGGCAGCAGAAACGUCCCGGCCCUCUGCUGAAUUUCCAGCCAGAGGGGAGUCUGAGCAGACUUCCACUCAGUCCUCAGAGGAAGGACAGCUUGUUCAUUCAGUCACAAUAUCCCGGAAUGGCACUGAGACCACAGACGGCAGCGCUCAAAUCAUUGGUGAACAGCAGGGAAUAAAGGAAGGAGAGUGGUUUGACCUUCUGUAUCGGGAACCUUCUGUAGCCGCUGUCCAGACUUUUGAUUUUGUGAAACAGCCAGUCAAACCCAGCUUGGCGUCCUCCUCCUCCUCGGACCGCCUUUAUCAACCUGCACCAUCACAGCAGGACGACUGGUUCCUGUACUUCGACCGCAUCUUAUCCAAGUUUGAAGAAAAGACUCUGUCAUCUCGUAAAACUCAGCCUCAGAUCUUUGUGGAGGAGCUUGUCACAUCAGUAGACAAACAGGAAGACACUACCGAACAAGUCAUUGAAAGACUGCAGAGAUCUGUGGUCUUAAUAGAUGCACUGGCAGAGAUGGAAGAUCUGGAAGAGAAGCUGAAGAAAGUGAGGGACUUGGAGGAAAGACUUGAAGAAACGGGGGAGAUGACGGAGAAGAUUCUGAGGAUGGUUGAAGAAGAUCUGGGGCAGGAAGAGGUGGAAAGGUUAAAGGCGGAAGAGGGUGAUUUGGAUCAGGUGGUAUUAGAGAAAUAUGUGAAGAGGCUGGAGACCAUAGACGAUGAUGAGGAUGAACUGGGAGAGCAGAUCAAGCAGGUUUUUUUCAAAGGUUUGAUCCCAGUAGAGGAAAACGAGCUGAAUCAAUUAGACGAUAGUUUGAAGGAAAAGAUGAAGAAGAUGGAAAGGGAAUGGCUGGAAGAAGUACAGGAAACAUUUGACGCUGCAGGAGUUUCUGGAGCAACUUCUGUUGUGACUCUGAAGAUGGUUGAACACAGAGGCGAGAAGACGGUGACUGUUAUUGGUGAGGGGGAGAAGUCAGAUGGGAAUUUAGAACAAUUGACUCAGAGGGAGGUUAUAGAGAUGCCCGAUUAUGGAAAUCCACUUCAGAGGGCAAAUGACGAUGAGUGGUACCUGCUUUUUUACCGUCCUCCAACCCAAGUAAUAGCCAGCCCAUCAGAUGAGAGUAAAUAUUUGAGUUCAGUGGAGAAGAGACAGGUAGGAGAAGAGGAAAUUCAGGAACUGCAACGACCGACGCUGAUGGAAAAGGUGGAUGACUGGUUUAUGUUGUUGGCUGGUAUUCCAAGAGAAAGCCCCUACAUAGAACCAGUAACCAUUAAGGAAGCCCAGGUUGAUAAAGAAAGGGUCGUCUCUGUGGUUGAAGUUUCAGAAGAUUACAAAGUUGAGGAGAGACUGGUAAUACAACAGGCUCCCCAAAGCGAUAAAGAAAUCCAACCAGUGACUCAGAGGGAUGUUGAUAGGUUUGUGUCGCUGGAUGUUCCUUCUAAACAAACUGAAAAUGUACAACCAGUGAGUCUAGCAGGGGGUGUUUCCCAGUCCCAGAUUGAAGCAGUCCCAGCUGUUGAUCUGAGAGAAAAAAGAAUGGAGAUUUUUGUAGAGGAUGCAGAAAUAAAACUAAUACCAAGACAAACUGAAGAUGACUGGUUUGUGCUGUUUGACCUUCCAGAUAGGGGAUCAUCUUUUAUGCAAAAAGCUUCAAAGGCUGAGUAUGUUCAGGUUCUUCAUAGAGAAAGCAUGCCAACCAUGCCUGUGACUGAGUUAGAGGAGAGGAGGGAGGUUAUAGUUGAAGAGAUCUCGAUUCAGAAACACACAAAGAAGCUUCCAGAGCAGACAAUAUUGCAUCCAGUGAGCAACCGAGAUGAUGAUUGGUAUCUGCUGCUGGACACAAUUCCCAAAGUGAAGCCUUAUGCACCUCCAGUUUUUGUGCCACAAACAUCUAAAGCCAUUCCAAGUGUUUCAGGUGAAGCAAAAAUUGUAGAGCAGAGGUCAUCAUAUCCGAUUAGCCCACAGCCUUUGCAGCCUCUAGAAAAAGAUGACUGGGCCAUUGUGUUUGAGACGCCAGUUAUUGUGCCUACAGUUGCCGCUGCUGAGACUAUGACAUUUAAAGAGACAAAGACGUUUAAAGUCGAGGCAAAAACCACAGAGAUUACAACGUACAAGGAAGCGAGAACCACUGAGAUUAGAGCAGAAGAGGAGGUGAUAAUUGGCACGGCCAGCAGACAAGAUGGUACUCGUUUUUCUGAAAUAAGGCCAAGCCGACCUCCAACUCUAUCAAACCUAGAAGAUGAUUGGCUUGACCUGUUUGACAUUGCUCAAGAGAAACGCAUACUCUCUCCACCAGUUGCUGCGGUUCGGAGGGUUGAAAUACCCGUACCCAGUGAACCAAAACCAAAAGCCGUCAUGGAGGAUUUAAGGGGACCUCCUGUGACUUUAGUCAGCCCGCUACAACCAAAAUCUGUGGAUGAUGAUUGGUUUGAACUGCUUCAUGCAGCAAAAGAACCAGUGGCUGUGAAGCAACGGGACCUCCUUGUUCCUGAAGUCAGAGAGGCUAAAACCUUUGUAGUCCCAGAGCAAAGAAAACAGCAGAGGGUUUCUAUAGUGGAUGAGAAGUGGCAGCAAAAAGAAGCAUUGAAGGAACGUCCACCGCAAAUAAAAGUGGAAGAUGAUUGGUUUGUUCUUCUGGAUCGCACUCCAAAGACAUCAGUCGCUGCUCCUGGACGAAGCAGGCUCCGAUCAGAGGUCAGAGCUCCAGCUCCUGUGGCCACAACAAGGACUGAAAUUCCUAAAAAGCCACAAUUUGAGAUGCGGAUCCUGGAAGAAAGGCAGCCUCUCACGCAAACACUUGUCACUGAUGAUUGGUUUGUCCUGCUAGAAUCUGAUGCCAAAAAGUCAGUUGUGAGCUCACAGAGGGGCACACGUCCGGUCAGCGCUCCAGUCUUCUCCCAGGCUGCCCUGGCAGAGGCAGGGAUCCCAAUGGCCCCCUUGGACCAGCCCCAGACCUCCACCCCCAUAAAGACCAGCCGCCUGGAAGAGAGGAAAUUGGAGGUCACAGUGGAAGCAGCAGAGCCUUCAAAAAUGGAGGAUUUGUCUGAGGUCAAGCCAGCAGCAUGGCGGGAGCAGAGGGAGGGAGACUCUUCACUGAUAUCCACCAUCAAUGGGGACAUUCAGCAUGAGUCUAGGACCGAGAGGACAAGCGUGGAGGGGGUGCAAAUGCGAAAGAAAAGAGCUAAGAAAAUUGAGGGUGACUCAAUUUAUAUCAGACAUAGCCUGUUAAUGCUGGAGGAGUUCGAUAAACCUCAGGAGGACCUGCUCCGGCACCACGCCAGCAUCAGUGAGCUGAAGAGGAACUUCAUGGAGGCUGUGCCAGAGCCUCGGCAGAGUGAAUGGGACAAGCGCCUGUCCACACACUCUCCGUUCCGCACCCUGGGCAUCAAUGGCCAGCCGCUGCCCAGUACAGACGGGUUUGUCAUCCGCCUCCCACGCGGCCCUCUCCUAGACUUCUACUCCAAACGCAGUUGAAGGGGGGGGUCUUCUCAACGCUGCGGACUUCCUGCACAAAGGUGUGAAUGUGAUGUACGAAGGCCGCGCCCAUCAGCCCAUCACUCUCUAGCUUUCCUCUCUGUUCCUCUCUUCCUUCUGCAAACACCACUCCAGCGCUCUUCAUCUCCCAUCCUCUUCUCCAAAAGACUGUAAAGACUUUGAUUCUUUUUAUUUCCUGAGGUUGAACAAUCGUCUGGUGUUUUUCCAGCCAGAAACGGACCUCAUCUCUAAAGACUAAACGCUGAAAUUGUUUAACAUUUUCUGUGAUGAAAUUUAAUGAUAACUACAGCUGGUAAUCAUCUUAAAUUUUUUAAUGUCUGACCGGAUCACUUUCAGCCCAUUUUAUACACGUUGGGGUGUGUUUCUAUCUUCACUAGUUCUUAGGAUUCUGUCUUUGGAAAAACAAAUCACUGUGACUUUUUUCUGAACACACAAGAAGAACAAAUUUAAAUGAGUUGUUUUGGGGAUUUUAUCGCUGCUCUUCCUUACAAUGUAGUAUUUCCUGUAGUAGGAAACCUCGAGGCAGCUCAGUUGUAAUACAGUUCUUUACCUUCACCAUAAGAGAGUACUUGUUGCAUGAUGUUUUGACAAUCAACUUAGACCAAGGAAUAAAAAGGCAUUCCAUAACCAGCUCAGUCUUUUUAUUUUUUUUUAUGUGUAUUGAGUGGGAUUUUAUUGUGAAAUUGUCAUGUGCUAAAAAUGAUGUUUAAGUGCAUGGUUGUCUUGGCGGUUUUUACGUAACUGCAGUUUUUCAAUCUUAUUAAAACAUUUAACUAAAACAGCUUGACCACCGUGCCUCAGACGGGAGGAAAAGAAAGGACAAAUUAGAUAUGAAACAAAAUAAAAACAAAUGAAGAAGCUUAAAGUUUCUUUAUUUGUUCUUGGCUAAGAUCUAUUCAAGACUCAUGCUCUCUUUAAAUCAAAACCCAAAGAAAAAGCUAGAAGCGGCCAUUCAUAUAUAAUGUGCAGUGUUGAGAGGUUAGCCAUUUCCAUUACCUCUAAUAGGCCAGCUAUUGCGGUUAAGAUGCUGAUUCAGUUAAACCCAAUGAGGCCUUUUAGAAAUGAUUAAUCGACUAUUAAUACAAUUCAAAACAUGAACAGGAAGGACCAUAUUAGGGCUUUGGAAGUGCAGACAGUCUAUCACAUUUGAAGACCCUGUUGAUAUACUGAUAUAAACCAUCUCAUGGAGAUAAAGUAACUAUAAUGACCUUAAGUCAACCUAUAAAACUAUAAAACACUUAUGUUUAAAUAAAUGUUGUAGUCCCUUGCUAUGUCGGAAUACGAAAUCCAAAAGAAAAUGAAAUAUAUAUUUAAUUAAGUUUAAAGUCCUCCUAAUGAAAUGGCCAUUGUACGUCUGUCUGUGCAGUAAAACAACUUAAAGCAAAGUCUUUACAAUCUCUUAUUUUGGUGCUAAGCUAACCAGCAGCCCUACUGUGUUCUUAAGAAAGCAGCUGACAAGACAUCACCUCCAUUACCCUCUUAAUAUAAAUAACUUUAAAAAACACAAGGCCAUUUCCUUCAGAUGAGGAUUUUGUACAUGCAAUUUGCUAAAACGUUAGCAGGCCUUGUUUCCACUCCUUGGUAUUUCAUCUUGAUAUAAUUUUGUACAGUUCCAGUUAAAGACAAUAGCUUUCAGGAAAAAUGUUUUUCUGUUUUAUAAACAUGGUAUGCUACUUGAACAUUGUUCAGCACCAUGAUAAGCAUGUUAGCUAUGGUCACAUCAGACCAACAGGGAGGAAAGUAUAGCAGCCAGUCCUUUUACCUCUGAAGGUCUUUGCAGAAGUAGAAGCACAGUUUGCUGCAAUAACUCAGAAAUUAUCAAAAAACCUGUAAUACAGAUAAAUGCUUGGUUUCCUAGGGAUGCGACCAACACAAUGGACCGGUAGUUGGAUUUAGCAGGGAUUAAAUUAGGGCUGAAACAAUUAAUCAGGUUAAUCAUAAUUCAUUCGAUUAUUGAAAUAGUCAACAACUAAUUUAGUAAUCGAUUCAUCUUUAACUGUAGUAUAGAGAGUGUAAAACAUGCCUUUAGCUGACAGAGUGACCCACUUAGAGCAGU
This is a messenger RNA of Cyprinodon variegatus (sheepshead minnow), 6822 nucleotides long. Its product is annotated as titin-like. NCBI's taxonomy places the organism in Eukaryota, Metazoa, Chordata, Actinopteri, Cyprinodontiformes, Cyprinodontidae. The record is from RefSeq and is a predicted model, not a curated record. Gene Ontology annotation, cellular component: cytoskeleton; plasma membrane. Gene Ontology annotation, molecular function: structural molecule activity; actin binding. Gene Ontology annotation, biological process: cortical actin cytoskeleton organization. The transcript is spliced from 27 exons. Bases 192 to 4745 code for a protein of 1517 amino acids.